AUGACAGAGGAAAUAGCAUUGGUCAAGAAAAAGAUUUAUGACAUAGUAGUUAAGAAGGCAGAAACAAUGUAUGAUCCAGACAGUUUUAGAGAGUUUUUCAUAUCAACAGGUGCAACAAAAUAAUUUGACACUAUUCUGGAUUCAGUCAAGGGUUUUUUCAUUCAUUUACAAUUUGUGCUACUGCCUCAGUCAAACAUGCAAUCCUCUUCAAAUGGACCAUACUCUUCAUCUCAGGAGUAAUCUGAUAAAUCAAGAGAGCAUUGAAACAGAACAUGUCAUGGGGUAUACAUGUUCCAAAAGAACUUUAAACAAUGUUAUGCACAAAAUGUCACAGUCUCAUCUCAAAUCUUUUGAAGAUUUUAUAACCACAGCUACAGAUUGCAAAUGGCUAGUAGUGUUAAUAAUUGAUGAUUUCACAGGCAUUCACACUAAAAGAAGGCCCAGAGAGGAAAAAUUGUCAGAGGCAAAGACAGUGUGUACCAUAGUUGUUGAAGUUUUUAAAGAUAUUCAAGCUGUACCUGUAAUGCACGCCCUUUGUAUACAUGACCAAAAUGGUAUAGAUAUUGAAUCAUGCAUACAACUAAGUACUGCUGCAUUGUCCAUGCAUGGCAUCAGUGAGAGUUAUGCUUCUCUGAUGCCUGACUGGUUCACAAAGGCAUUUUUUAACCCUGGAAUUGAGAGACAUAGAAUGAAUCAACAUUCAUGA
Pocillopora meandrina is the source of this 706-nucleotide messenger RNA. The record is from the annotation of a GenBank genome assembly. Lineage: Eukaryota; Metazoa; Cnidaria; Anthozoa; Scleractinia; Pocilloporidae.